Macrosiphum euphorbiae (potato aphid) is the source of this 525-nucleotide messenger RNA. The record is from the annotation of a GenBank genome assembly. NCBI's taxonomy places the organism in Eukaryota, Metazoa, Arthropoda, Insecta, Hemiptera, Aphididae.
AUGGCUGAGGAUCCUCAAUGUACAUGGACUAAGUAUCAAGUUAAUGUUCAUGGUGGGAACAAAACUUAUGAUAACUUUAGGAAAGCAUGGUAUCAGCAGGUAGAGAUUGAAAAAUCAACUACGGAAACAGAAGUAGAAGAACACGAAGUCUUAAGACAUAAAAGAACUAAAAAGAUGCCAUCUUUGAAAAAUAAGUCUGUAUUUGAUGUAUCUGAUGAAAGCGAUAAUUCCAGAAAUUCUGAUAGUUGUUUUGAUGUAAUGGCUUCAUCUUCCAACCAACAUUUAACAGUAACUAUUCCGGCUGCACCGAUAGGUAAAUUAGCUUCAACUAGUAGUUUUUCACCAACAGUUGGAGUAGAGUCUGCAUAUAGUCUGGAUUACACAGAAUUGAUGCCAAAAAUAUCAAAACAAACCAUUCAAACUGCUCAUUUGUGUUCUGCAUCAGACAUUUCACCUAAGCAAAGCAAUUCAAUAGACACAUUAAGUGAGAUGGUUCUUCAACAAAAUAAUGGUAAUAAUACUUAA